UAUUACCAUAUUAUAUAAGCCUGUCGAUUUGGAAUUGGAGACCCGUCGAUGCGUGUGGGUAAAUUGAGCCGGCAAGCAAGAUGAUACGGGCGGUGAUGGUGAUGAAUACCCAGGGCAAGCCUCGCCUUGCCAAAUUCUACGAUUCCCAGCCAAUCGACAAGCAGCAGGAGCUUAUCCGCAGCGUUUUUGGAGUCUUAUGCAGUAGAGCUGAGAACGUAAGCAAUUUUGUGGAGGCCGACUCUAUUUUCGGUCCGGAUAGUCGCAUUGUAUACAAGCACUAUGCAACACUAUACUUUGUUUUAGUAUUUGAUAGUUCUGAAAAUGAGCUUGCCAUGCUUGACUUGAUACAAGUUCUUGUGGAAACGUUGGACAAAUGCUUUAAAAAUGUAUGCGAGCUUGACUUGGUGUUCAACUAUAGCAAGAUUCAUACCAUUCUGGAUGAGAUAUUUUUUGGAGGCCAAGUGCUGGAAACAAGUUCUGCAGAAGUCAUGAAAGCUGUAGAAGAAAUAUCAAAGUUGGAAACUGCCUCCAAUUCUAUUACCCUUGUCCCCAAAUCUGUUUCUGGUUGGCGGGGUCGAUAGCUUGUGGUUUUCAGUUGAGCUGUUGAAAUGAUCACGAUAUUGAUCUGUUACAUUAUCACCGUAAGUUAUUCAGGGGAAGAUGUUCCAGCUAUGAGUUCAUAAAUAUCGAUACCCGGAGUGUACGAUACCAAGGAUUUCUUUUAAUCCAUAUAUAUAUAUAUAUUUUUUUGGGAUUUGGCAUCUAACAAAUUAUAAAACAUCA
Molecule: messenger RNA, 783 nt
Organism: Juglans microcarpa x Juglans regia
Lineage: Eukaryota; Viridiplantae; Streptophyta; Magnoliopsida; Fagales; Juglandaceae
Product: AP-3 complex subunit sigma
Exons: 7
Coding region: 81-581 (166 amino acids)
Biological process (GO): intracellular protein transport; Golgi to vacuole transport
Cellular component (GO): AP-3 adaptor complex; membrane coat; intracellular membrane-bounded organelle
Source: RefSeq, a predicted model, not a curated record